Molecule: messenger RNA, 1427 nt
Organism: Lycium barbarum (goji berry)
Lineage: Eukaryota; Viridiplantae; Streptophyta; Magnoliopsida; Solanales; Solanaceae
Product: probable WRKY transcription factor 40
Exons: 5
Coding region: 105-950 (281 amino acids)
Biological process (GO): regulation of DNA-templated transcription
Molecular function (GO): sequence-specific DNA binding; DNA-binding transcription factor activity
Source: RefSeq, a predicted model, not a curated record
ACGACUAUAUAUAAUAAGGUGUGAUCCUCCCAACUAUUUAAUUUGCAUUGUAAUAUUUCAUUCUCUUUACUUUAAUUGAUACAUUUCUAAAGAAACUUAAAGCAAUGGAAUUCACUUUGCUUGAUACCUCCUUGGAUUUGAGUUCUAAAACGUCUCUUGGUGUUCUUCAUGAAGUACCUAAACAAGAAGUACAGAGUAAUUUCAUUGGAUUGGGAGGAGACAUGCCACCAAAAAUUGAGGCAGGUGAUUUGGUAGAGGAACUAAAGCGAUUGAGUGAUGAAAACAAGAAGCUUAAGGAGAUGCUGAGUGUCAUGUGUGACAACUAUAAUACUUUGAGAAACCAAUUAAUGGAGUACAUGAGCAAGCUGCACAGUAAUUGUAAUGGUACUACUAGAAUUGAUGGAUCAAGGAAAAGAAAAGCUGAAAGCACUACUACUUCUAAUAACAACAAUGGCAAUUUAUUGGAUGCUCAUUUUCAUGGAAUAAAUUCUGAAAGCAGCACAAGUGAAAAAGACUCUUCAUGCAAGAAACCACGAGUAGAGCAUGAGCACAAUAAACCCCAGAAUAGCUCUAUGGAUUAUGUUAGGACUACCGGAGGAUCUGAUACAAAUCUGAUAGUCAAUGAUGGAUAUCAGUGGAGGAAAUAUGGUCAGAAAGUAACGAGAGACAACCCUUAUCCCAGAGCUUACUUCAAGUGCUCUUUCGCUCCUACCUGCACUGUCAAGAAAAAGGUGCAAAGAAGUAUUGAUGAUAAGUCCAUUAUUGUAGCAACAUAUGAAGGAGAACACAACCAUUCAAAACCAGAUUCUUCUCUCAAUCUUAUAACUGAUCAACCAAGAACAUUAUUAGAGAAUGGCAAAAGAACAAGUACUAGUACUAGUGCAGUUGACCAUAGUCACAAUAAGCCAGAGUUUCACAAGCUGUUGAUAGAGAAAAUGGCUUCAUCCUAAACCAAUGAUCCCAACUUUAAAGCUGCCCUUGUUGCUGCCCUUUCAGGAAAAACCUCUUCUACAUAAUAAAAAAAUUAGAAUUAGCUGCGAACUUCAUCGCUAGUCUGUCGCUAAAUUUCUUGUGGCUAAUGAUUUUUUUGAUAAUCCGCCGUUAUUUCGUUGCUAAAUAAUAUUAGCGACGAAUUUUACUGUUCAGCUACAGAAUUUGUCUGUCGAAAAUUCCUGCAUGAUUUUUUAGUAGUGAAAAAAGAACCAACCAGUCGUACAAUGUAAAUACUUUUGACCAUCUCUAUGGCAAAAUAUACUAGAGGGGGGAAGAAAAAAAAGACAGAGAAGUAUGUGUUUGCAAGGAAAAAAAAGACAGAGAAGUAUGUGUUUGGGAGGCUAAACUAGUCUAGGAAGGCUCAAGUGAGAAUGGGAUAUAUCUAGAUUGGCUUAUUUUCAAAGUACAGCUAAAUUUUGAAUUCCUUUUGUAUA